AUGAAAAGAGUGUUGGUGGUGGGAUCUGGGGCCAUUGGUCUUCGAACUGCGCUGGAGCUUGCGACACGGAAGCAGCUGCGCGUGAAGCUCUUCUCCCCCCGGCACCCGCUGCAUCCAAGCACUUGUUCCAUGGGCGCCGGGGGAUUAUGGAUGCCCUUCCACUGCGACGACCCGCGAACCGAUCGCUGGGCCGCCGAGACGCUGGAUGAGCUUUUGGAGUAUGUCGCCAAGGGCGGCAAGCGAGGUGGGGAGCGGCUCGUGGAAGUUGUGCCCACUGUGAAGUUGCGCAAGGAGAUGACGAGUUCUGCUGCUCUGGGAGCGUGGACAAGCGACCCGCGGCUAAAGUUUCAACAGCUGACGGUCGACAUGCUGUCCCAGCAGAAUGAAGCGCAUCGAUUGAGAAUCCCCUCACAUCAAGAGCUGCUGGAUGCCGCGUAUACGCACGCGCAGCUGUUCUUCCCGCCCAUCGUGAAUUCUACGCUCAUGCUCGCUCAUCUGCUGGAGAAGGCGUCGGAGGUGCUUGAGGAGGUCGACGUGCCAUCCAUGGCCACGGACGAAGCGCCCAAAAUGCUCGAGUCGCUGGACGAUGUUAUGGAAAUGGCUGCUAAGAAAAGCUGCGACGCUGUUGUGAACUGCACAGGCUUGGGUUCGCGCCAACUUUGCCAGGACGAGCAGGUUCUAGGGGCGCGAGGAAUACUUCUCAACUACGACCGGAGAAGCGUAGAACGCAGGUCGUCCUUCAUGGAAAAUGUUGGCAACCAAGAGACGAACACGAAUGAUGCCGCGAUCCUGGCCGAAGACGCACCCUGGGGAAGUGCCACCAUGCCCUGCUACUUGAUUCCUCGCGGCUCUACCAUCUGUCUUGGUGGCAGCUACUUGGAGCAAGACAUGCGCGAGACCGUGACCGAGGAGGAGAGGGCGCGACUCUGCCAGAACGCCUUCCAUCUCGGGCAAGAGCACUCCUACGCACGAGUGGGUGGGCUUCAGGCCCUACAGAGCAACGGCGACUCGGAGCCAGAGUGGGCCCGUGCGAAGCUGAUCCCAGCUAUUCAAAUUCACCCAUCCAGCUUAUUCACAACUAUGGGCAUGGCGGCAGCGGGUGGCAAAGGAAUGCGCAUCAUUGGUGCAAUCAGCUCUGCCUUAUUAGGCUACAUGUCGAUUGAUCCGACAGAUGCUGAGCGCGCCGCGCUUACUAACAUAGGCGCAAUCGCUGACUGGAUUGGCCUGCAAGGGACUGCGACGGAUGCAGCCACCCCUCGUGGCUCGCUCUUCGCUCUCCUGGGCACCGCGCCCAAUGAUCAUCCCCGGUCCUUGCGUUUUAUGCCCGCCGAUGAAUAUCAGGCAGUCUUGCAAAACUGGCGAAUAGGGAGUGAGCCUGCAAAUGCGACGGCGCCCACCUUUGUGCAGCGCAGUCAUGGUGGAUUGCUGGGCAGGACAUGCCGGAUUUUAUCUGGCACUGAGCUCACCUUGGCUCAGCAAGCUGCUGCGUCCACUGCACCCACUCUUGCUUCAGGUUCUGGCAAGCGCAAACUGAAGAUGGCCUCAAUCAUCAACCAGAGCGACGACAACGAAGCAGAGCUCAUGGAUGCAGUUGACAUUACAGCAGCAUACGCAGAGUACAAGUCCAAGACUGGUGCCUUUCCUUCAGAAGAUGAAGAGUUGUCAAUCGAACAACUAAGCGGCCUGAGAGACCUUUUUGUUGCCAACAGGCCCCCGUACUGCGAUUUUGCAGUGUUUGGGCCGUACCACCACCGAAUACAGCGAAAGAUCAAAAUGAAAGGAAUCAAGUUUUCCCCUUCAGGCGAGAUCACUACCACUGAGAUGUUUGGACCUCCUGACUAUCAGAGCUGGCGUGAGUGCUAUCUGGUGUUCCGCACUGGUUGCAUCAUGCUGAAGCAGAUCGCGCCUGCGCACCUUGACAACUACGAGAAGCACAUCCGCAAGUUGGCAGAAAGGUACAGCAAAGCUUCUUGGGGCUUGAUCUAUCAAGCUGAUGUGCGAGCCCGCUUGGAGCACUCCGAGCGACUCCUUCGUCAAGCUAAAGAAGAGCGGAACAAGGCUGUGGCACGAGGCGCGUCACAUGACCUUGAUCUCGCCAAACCUUGGGACUACAUUUGGCGCAGACUCACAGAGGAUUACUCCUUCUGGCAGCGCGAGGUCAUCGAACCUGCGCUACAGCUUGCAGUGAAGUCCACUUCGUUGCAACAGGUGGUGGAACAGGACGCCCCAAUAGCUGCUGAUGCUACUUCCUUGACGGCUGCGCCUUCAAAGACCGCCUUUCUUGAGAACCCCUUGCCGCCAAGAAGCCAAGGAUACCAGACCGGCGAGUGCACUGAGGUCGACCAGCGCGGCUUUUGCAAGCGCAACAGCAGAUUGCGACAUCAGUGUGCAAAGUGUCUAUCCGAGUUCCAUGGCGCCAAGGUGGAUCCAUCCAACGCUUCGGCUUCCUCACGAACGAGCUUCAGACCUCGGCUGCUUCACUUGUUCAGCGGUCCUUCUGGCAGAGCGGAUGGCUUGGCUGUCUACCUCGCUGGACUGGGCUGGGACUGUGAGGAGUGGGACAAUCUUAACGGUGCGCUCUUUGAUUUGACUGACAAUGAAAACUGGGAAAGGCUUCUGAGCAGAGUUCGCGCUGGGAUGUAUGAUGCCGGUCUCAUCCGGCCACCAAGCAGCACAUUUUCAAAUGCCAAGAAUUCCGGCGAUGCGCUGAGGACGGCCACUGGAGCUGGAAGAUAUGGUCGACGCGGGCUGGAGGCCGGGGACAAGGAGCUGGUUAGGAUCGGCACCUUGUUGGCGGUACGAGCAGCUCGCGUCUUCGAAGAACUUCAUUCUCAGCGGAAGCCCUUGAUCCUGGAACAGCCGCCUUGGAAACAGGACGGCGCCAGCGUCAGCAUGUUCAACCUUGAUGAGUACGUCAAGCUUCGUAACUUGGAAGGCGUUUCGCUUCACGACAUGUUCCAGCACGAGUACGGCGCCGGCUCCACCCUGAUGGCGUACCAGGUGGACUUGACAGACAUCAGUGCAGUUUGCAGCCAUGCACCUCACCGCUGGGAGUACCUGUCGAGCAAGCUUACAUCCGCUACUCGGCCUUCCGCGCCAGGACAUGACUGCCUGGUCAAAUGUGGACGGUGGGGCAAUGUGUUGGUACGCAGCGAUGCGCUGAAGACAACCGGGCCACAUUCGGCGAGCGCCUCGUACAGGUUCAGCGCACCUCUGCGGGGCCUGAAGGAUGACGACCACGAGAAUCACCUUCUUGGUGGAAUGCGGCAUCCUCGCAGAGCGCUCGGCUUGCAGCCUAAAUUGGAACAAGCAGGUGGCCUGAUACGUGCUGCGCUGUUAGACGUCCUCAAGGAAGACCCUGAGUUAGUGGAGAGGUGUGUGGGCGCCGUGGGUUCGCUUGAUGAGCAAGUGGGGCCCACUCCUGAGGACAUACGGCGGGCCAGGCAGGCGAUCGCAUCCUGCUUGCCCAGGCAUCGCGAUGCCCUGCAAACGGCCGGCUCAACCAAGUUACGGGCUGAACUCCUGCUGCAGUGGGGGCUCGCUGCUAACGAUCCCGACGCGUCCAUCAUACAUAAUUGGCUAACUAGUGGGUCUCCAGCUGGCAUUGAGGUACCGAUCGAGGACCCGGGCGUCUUUCCACCCAAUGACGAAGUUGGUCCUGACACGGACUAUUUCGAGCCUCCCGAUGCGGAUCUCCACACAAACUACUCCUCUGUGGAUGGCGAUCCAGCUGCCGAACCAGAGGUUCAGCGGCUGUUUCGUACUGGAUUCGUCAAGUCUUUGACUCCCUCGAAGAAUGUCAACGCUGGGCUGGGGGAAAGAGGCAAGCUGAUCCUGCCCAGGAUUGUCGAUGUCGUCGACGACCUGCUUUACCUCCUCGACCAACUGGAGGGAGCCCGAGGCAAUCCCGAGCUCGAGAUGAUGGUUUUGGACUUCUCAGACUGGUUCUACCAAAUACCGUUGGCGCAGUCUGAGCGCAAAUACUUUGCCUUCAAGUUUGGAAACAAGUAUGCCGUCUACCUCACGCAACCGCAGGGGUCCAGAAAUGCUCCGGUUGUUUGUGGUAGAGUGGCUGCCUACAUUGGUAGACUCACGCAAGGGGUCAUACAAGCUUGCAACAUGCGGCUGCAAAUUUACGUGGAUGACCCCAUCAUCUCCGCAAUUGGCACACGACAAGAGAGGAGGAUUGGUGCCACCUUCCAGGUCCGCGACAUCGGCACUCCACAGGCUUCGGUGGUGGUCACAGCGAAGCCGGAAAUGAUGGAUGAGAUCAGAGGAGCCACGAUCAGACAUGGCUCAACAAACAUGAUCAGCAGGAAGGAACUGGCGUCCUACACUGGCAAGCUCAAUCACGUUGCCGGCAUGAUCGAGAUGUUGCGUCCCUUCUUGUCCGAACUUUACGGUGCCUUACACAGCAAGCGUGACGAAUCAAAAGCACCUCAGUCCAUGAUUUGGACAAAACAGUGGAGUCACACUAGAAUUUGGCUAGAGCAUCUUCUUCGACAAGAAGGCCGGGACCUCACGCGUGAAUUCAGAGUGCACCGUUACUUUGGACGAGGUCGCCAGAUCCGGAUAGUCACUGACGCCUCACCUUGGGGCAUAGGUGGCUAUUUGGCGUACGACGUGCGCAUUUUGCGACAUUUUGCGAUGCCACUCACCUCCGAGGAUGCAGACAUUCUUGGAGUAGAGUUGGGCAGCCCCGAUACACAACAGGUGGUCGAAGCCUUGGCCCUAUACGUCGCACUCAAGCUUUGGGAGCAAGAAUGGAAAUGCGAUGAUGCCUGCCUUACGUUGCAGCUGGACUCUGUGUCGGUGCUUAGCUUGAUAUACAAGCUGCGCACCGCUGGACAUCGCAAAGGCUCUCAGCUCUUGGCCAAGGAGUUGGCGCUGUUGAUGGGAUCGUGCGCUUAUAAACCCAAUGUCAUGGAGCAUAUUCCUGGCCUAUCCAACAAACUGGCUGACCAUCUUUCCAGGUUGUUUAUGCCGGGAUACAAGGCUCCCAUGCCGCAGAUUCUUGGACACUCCCGAAUGGAACCAAAUGUAACCAGAGACGCUCAUUACUACACGACCUUGCAACCGCUACGCAAGGUGGACAUGUAG
This is a messenger RNA of Symbiodinium natans, 5100 nucleotides long. Lineage: Eukaryota; Dinophyceae; Suessiales; Symbiodiniaceae. The record is from the annotation of a GenBank genome assembly.